AAGCGCAAAUAAUUCAAGAUAUCGCAGCACGGAAUUACGUGCUGGUGAUUUUUCCUCCAGUUUUUCUUCUGUCCAUUAACAAACAAAACACAAAAUGGAAAUCCACGACAAGACUUCUGUGAGUUCAGCGGUAGGAACUGCGCCUGAUUUCAUAGGGAAUGACGGUUCUCUUGUGUCUGUGCUAAAGACAUUGCUGUUUUUCACUAUACUGAUGAUAACUCUACCCAUCGGACUGUAUUUUGCAUCAAAGUCUUUUCUCUUUGAAGCCUUUUUGGGUUACUCCAGCAAUGACAGCUAUUUCUACGCUGCCAUUGUUGCCGUGCUUGCGGUUCAUGUGGUUCUGGCACUCUUUGUUUACGUUGCAUGGAAUGAGGGGUCACGCCAAUUGAGAGAGGGAAAACAGGAUUAAUCAAAACUGGAUGCAACCAAGAGAGAGAGCGGGAAAUGCACACAUGCCACUUUUGUCAUACACAUUCCCAAACCAAUGGAAUGACAGCGUGUGUGUGUGUGUGUGCACGUUUACUUUUCUCCUGAAUUUCUCAGCCUAUCAGAGAGAAGAUGCCAAAAUUGCCUCUUCAUCUCAUGGACUGGUUGAGGUCAUCUUUCAGCCUGGCUGGAGGUUGUGUCAGAAGACUGUAGUUGUUAAUGUGUUUUUGUGCAGGGCUAACAGGCCAGAGAAGAAAUCCAAACUGAAAACAAGCUCUUUUUCUCAUGGAAGUUCAUUGUUCCUGCAGUGUUAUUAUCUGACUCAUUUCGGCCUAGCCAAUAGUUGAAUUCAACUGUGGACUUCAAAUCUGUUAAUUAGUAAUAUAACAGUAAAACUGAUGCUUUUGAUCUGUAAUGUGAAGCUUCGGCUGAUUUCAGUCUGUUGCACUGUAAAGAAAAGAUCUUGGGCUGUACCUUUCAGUGUCUUCCUUUUUGUAUUUUUAGAUUUAUAAGGUGAUUAUAUCAUGUACACUGUUGGUUGGUAAAAACUAGCGUGUUUGUGAUUUGAGUUUUACCUUUUUUCCAGAUUGAUCAUUUCAAUUUAUUUAUUAAUCAACAUUGUUCUAUGUAACUCAUCAUUCUUGCUGGAAAUACACACUCUCAAGCUCAUUAAUUGCAUUUCCUAUUUCUUCUUUUGACAGUAAUUAUGGAUCAAUGUAGCCAAUAAAUAAAUGCUCCACCUGCCCUCUAAACACACUUUUCUUUGUGCCCCUCAUUAGUUUCUUCUUUU
Molecule: messenger RNA, 1216 nt
Organism: Xyrauchen texanus (razorback sucker)
Lineage: Eukaryota; Metazoa; Chordata; Actinopteri; Cypriniformes; Catostomidae
Product: vacuolar ATPase assembly integral membrane protein vma21-like
Exons: 3
Coding region: 95-409 (104 amino acids)
Biological process (GO): vacuolar proton-transporting V-type ATPase complex assembly
Cellular component (GO): endoplasmic reticulum membrane
Source: RefSeq, a predicted model, not a curated record